Molecule: messenger RNA, 323 nt
Organism: Staurois parvus
Lineage: Eukaryota; Metazoa; Chordata; Amphibia; Anura; Ranidae
Source: the annotation of a GenBank genome assembly
UACAUCACGGGUGUCAAACUGGCGGCCCUCCAGCUGUUUCCAAACUACCAUGAGGCAUUGCAAAAUUGACAGUUACAAGCAUGACUCCCAAAGGCAGAGGCAUGAUGGGACUUGUAGUUUUGCAACAGCUAGAGGGCCACCAGUUUGACAUCCCUGGUCUACAUCACGGGUGUCAAACUGGCGGCCCUCCAGCUGUUUCCAAACUACCAUGAGGCAUUGCAAAAUUGACAGUUACAAGCAUGACUCCCAAAGGCAGAGGCAUGAUGGGACUUGUAGUUUUGCAACAGCUAGAGGGCCACCAGUUUGACAUCCCUGGUCUACAU